AUGUAAUAAUAGAAUGUAAUUUAAGAUGGGCAAUCUGUUGAUGAAAACAUUUCAAAACUCUAUCAAUUAUUGGAGUUUAAAGGGAAGGGAGCUUACGGAGUUAUUUGGAAAGCAAUGGAUCGAUAGACCAAGAAAAUAGUUGCUCUGAAAAAGGUUUUUGAUGCUUUUUCAAAUGAUACUGACGCAUAGAGAACCUAUCGAGAAGUUAUUUAUCUAUAAUAAUUGACGUAGCAUGAGAACAUUGUUAAAUUGCUACAAAUUCAUAGAGCGAUGAAUAUGAAGGACUUGUAUAUGAUAUUUGAAUACGUGGAAUCAGAUCUCCACAAGGUCAUAAGAGCGAACCUACUCGAAGGAUAACAUCUGAUAUACAUCCUCUACUAAAUAUUGAAAUGCCUCAAGUACAUUCAUUCUGGAGGUUUGAUCCAUCGAGAUUUGAAGCCAUCCAACAUUUUAAUAGAUUCUGAUUGUAGAAUUAAGUUGGCUGAUUUUGGAUUGGCAAGAUUGGCAACAGACAUAGAUGAAUUUACUGUGAUGACAGAUUACGUUGCUACGAGGUGGUACCGUUCUCCCGAGAUUCUUUUAGGGUCUCCUCUUUACAAUAAUUCAGUAGACAUGUGGAGUGUAGGUUGUAUAUUAGGAGAAAUGGUCCUAAGUAAAUCUAUCUUCACUGGUUAAUCAACCUUGAAUCAACUGGAGAAAAUCGUAGAGGUUCUAGGCAAGCCUUCCUAAGAGGAUUUAGUAUAGAUAAAUGCCCCCAUUGCGGAGAAAAUAUUUAGAGAGAUAUAGAUGCCCAGAAGAAAGUCAUUAUUUACUUAUAUCAAAUCUACGGAUAUUAUCAUCGAUUUCAUUAGCAAAUGUUUAACUUGGAAUCCAAAUAAAAGAAUGACAGUUGAUUAAGCACUCUAACACCCUUUAUUGAAUGAUUUCAGAGGCACUGAAAGAGAGAAUAAUUAUCCAUCCAAAAUUACUAUUGAGCUAUCUGAGAAUGUUAAAUUGGAUAAAAAGAAAUAUAGGGAAAUCUUAUACAAAUUGGAUGUAAAUUAUUAAAAAUAGUAAUAUAUCAAAUAAUUAAGUAAUGAAGAACAAAUUCCAUCAGCUAUCAAAAGCAAAAAGCUUUCAAAUUAAAUUCAAUAAACUUAUCAAAAAUAUCUAAAUAAUGGAAUCGACUCCAAAUAUUAAAGAGUCUCAAAGUCUACAUCUAAGCCUAAUCAAUUUCAUUAGAAUUUUUAAUCUUAAAUGGAUAUUUAAAGUUAAAUUCUUUUAACCUAAUCUAUCUAACAACAAAAUCAAUAAAUCAUGAAAUAAAAGAUGCUAUAAAAUAGAAUUAAGACACUCCCUGAAAACUAUGUUGACAUCAUUAUCCCAACUGAGCAAAAAAGUCCAAAUAGAGAACGCUAUUUUUCUUAGAUUAAAAUUACCAAUACUCAACCUCAAAUCCCUCAAUCCUCUACUCCCAUCAGAAGCAAAUCAAUGAAGAAUAGACUAUAUAAUGAAUCUGCUGAUCAUUGUGUGCAGCCAAAAGAAAAUGACUCCAAAAAAAAGUUACUUACUGCAUAUUUAAAUCAAAAACCCAAAAGACCUGUUCUCUAUAAUUUUAAAAAGACGAUUAUUCGGAAUAAACUCAACACGGAUCAACUACUCAAUAAAAAACAUCUUGGCCACUUAAAUAAUAUGGAUACUUCAAAUCUGGUCUCAAUUGCUAAAUGA
Messenger RNA from Paramecium tetraurelia, 1707 nucleotides. RefSeq lists its product as uncharacterized. Gene Ontology annotation, cellular component: cytoplasm; nucleus. The record is from RefSeq and is a predicted model, not a curated record. Gene Ontology annotation, biological process: intracellular signal transduction; protein phosphorylation. Gene Ontology annotation, molecular function: MAP kinase activity; ATP binding. Lineage: Eukaryota; Ciliophora; Oligohymenophorea; Peniculida; Parameciidae. The transcript has 3 exons.